This is a messenger RNA of Saccostrea echinata, 985 nucleotides long. RefSeq names its product lys-63-specific deubiquitinase BRCC36-like. NCBI's taxonomy places the organism in Eukaryota, Metazoa, Mollusca, Bivalvia, Ostreida, Ostreidae. The transcript is spliced from 7 exons. The record is from RefSeq and is a predicted model, not a curated record. Gene Ontology annotation, biological process: double-strand break repair. Gene Ontology annotation, molecular function: cysteine-type deubiquitinase activity; polyubiquitin modification-dependent protein binding; metallopeptidase activity. Gene Ontology annotation, cellular component: BRCA1-A complex; BRISC complex. The coding region runs from base 100 to 891 and encodes 263 amino acids.
UCUUCUGUGUGGAGGUGAGAUUCUCUGUCACCGAGAUUUCCGGUCUGUCGGUGCGAGGACUGUGUAACUGUCUGGGCGCAGAUUGUUUUAUAGAUCAGAAUGGUUGUAGAAUGUGUGCACUUGGAGGCUGAUGUCUAUAUGGUUUGUUUAACACAUGCAUUAUCAACGGAAAGAGAAGAAGUAAUGGGAUUACUCAUAGGGGAGGUUGAUGAGAAUCGUACCCUUCACAUAUACUCUGUGAUCAUGUUAAGAAGAUCUGACAAGCAACCAGACAGAGUAGAAAUCUCCCCUGAGCAACUCUCAGAUGCCUCAAGCAAAGCAGAGAGACUAGCCCAGCAGUACAGCAAGCCUUUGAGAGUUUUAGGGUGGUACCAUUCUCAUCCCCACAUCACUGUCUGGCCGUCACAUGUUGAUGUGAGAACUCAGGCCAUGUAUCAGAUGAUGGAUGAAGGUUUUAUUGGACUAAUAUUUUCUGUCUUCAAUGAAGACAAAUCUACUAAGAGUUACAGACAUCAGCUGACAUGUUUCCAGUCCGUAAAUCAGGCCAGGGAAGGCUAUCCUCCACAGUAUGCAAGAGUUGAAGUCCCCCUCCACAUUGUCCCAAGCUCUGGGCUGGGAAAAGCUUGUUUGGAAUCUCUCAUAGAACUUCCCAAGAUCCUUUGUCAGGAGGAGGAAGAAGAGUACAAAAAGGCUGAGGCCGACCAGGACUUAGAUCUGAUCACUAAACUCAAAAACUCCUCAGUUUUUACAAAUUCACUGUGCCAUAUCAUGGAAGUAAUGCAUGGACCAUUAAUUCAGUCUUUGGAAAGCCGUUUAGAACAGAACAACGCAAAGAUCGCAGAGCUAGAAAAGAGAGAAGCGGAAAUCCAGAGACUCCUUGACAGCAGCUAGUUAUUUUACAAUUGUUGUUUAAAAGUUAUUUGUUAUAAAUGUGAGAUUUAUAUGCCCGUGUUUCUUGUAAAUAAUAAAAUGUAUGUUAUGAUCA